Populus nigra (black poplar) is the source of this 12718-nucleotide messenger RNA. RefSeq lists its product as uncharacterized. Lineage: Eukaryota; Viridiplantae; Streptophyta; Magnoliopsida; Malpighiales; Salicaceae. The record is from RefSeq and is a predicted model, not a curated record. The transcript is spliced from 25 exons. The coding region runs from base 187 to 12531 and encodes 4114 amino acids.
AAUGAUCCACUAUAUAUUCAUAGUGUAUCAAAACCUCUCCUAGUUACAAGUGUAGUGGCAUUAGAACGAGAGAUUUUAGUAGAAAAACUGAGAGUGAGAGUUUCGAUCAAAGAUUCAGCAAAAAUCCCAACUUUUUUCCUGCAUAUAUAUCUGCUUGCAUGAAAUAUAUCAGAACCUUUAUCUUCAAUGGAAACAGAAGGGCUUGAAACUGUACAUACCAGCCUUGGAGGCAAUGCUGUUGUGCCUGAGGGUGGAAGUUUUUUGGAACCACCCUCGAUUGCCAAGGUUCCAGGAGAAGAAAUCUUCAGAGAACAGAUCGAUCAAGUACCAUGCCUGGUAGAAAAGAAUGAGAAACGGGCGCAGGAAGAUGAGGGUUUUGACACUACAGAAGAGGGGGAAACUAAGUUGAUUGCGGAAAAGGAAAAACAAGUUGAUGAUGUUACUGGAACCAUUUUACAGAUGGAUAAGAUUGAAGGACCAUGCGUCAACAUUGAAGAAGAGGAGAAAAUAGUCAAACAUGUUGAAGCAAUGGAAGAUGGGAAGGCUGACGUUGAAGGAAAACCAAAGAGUAUCGAGAAGGAAAUUGGCGGCCCAGAGAAAUAUGAGGAAGGAGAAAUGAAGAUAGAAGAGAGUGUUGAGCUUGAAACUAGCAAUGAAGUUAGCUCAUUUGAGCCAGGCUUGAGUCUGGGAAAAGAAGCUCUGAGUCGAACCGCUGAUGCGAUAGUCUACAACCUGGACAAUCCUGAAACAGUCAAAGAAGUUUGCCAGGAGAAAGAAAUCAAAGACAGUGGCACAGGUGAUGGAACUAUAAAUGAACAGCGGAUAGGAGAAGAAAGAAAAGAAGGAGAGAAAUCAGGGAGUUGCUCUAGUUUCUUGGAUGACAAGGGUACUGAUGUGGUCAAAGCCAUUGAAAAGACAGAAAAUGAGAAAGAGGGCACCACAUGCGAUACAAUGGGAGGGGGAACCUAUAUAGUAGAAGCAGGCAUAGACAUUCAGAAUGAAAAAGAAACGACACCUGGAACUGAAGAAGGUAUGCAGGACAAACGGAAUACAGAAGACAUCGCGACUGUCGCUCAUAAAACACAAGAGACAGAAGAAAUGUACUCUCAGCAAGUAGACAAGCCUGACGUAUGCAUGGUCUCAGAAUCUGAAUCAGAGGAAAUUGUCAAUAAGAGUCCACAAAGAGAAGGUCAAAAUCUUAUCCUUGAGAAAACAGCUGAAGUUGACAGCAGUGAAGGUGAAAAUAUUAAGGAUGGGAUGAAUCCUGAACAAAAGCCUGAUGGUUUGUUUGUGAAACAUGAGGAGAACAAGCAAAGCAUGCAUCAGGAUCUGGCUAUGGCAGAAGAAUCAACAGCGGAAAAAAGAGACAUGGAGACUCCUACUGUGAUAGCAGCUGAAAACAACACAAGUGAUGCGGUACCUAUUACCAUUACUACUGCUCAGGAUCAUUCUGUGAUAGAAGAUGACAAAAUCAUGGAUGUAGUAGCCAAUGUUGUUCCAGAGCAUAGCAAAGAGGAGAUGUCUAAAUACGAGGAUAAGAUCAAGGAAACUUUUGCACUGCAAGAUGAAGCAGUAAAUGAGAAGAUUGAAAAUUCCUUGGCAUUGAUAUCUGGGGAGAUAGAUACAGCGACUUCAAGUGAAUGCUCUGAAGCAAUUGCAUCUGCCAAAGAGGAGACACCCAUCAAAACACCAGGAGAAAGCUUUGAGGAUAAGAAGGAAGAGAAACCAAUUGAUGCCGAAGCUGUCGUAGACAGUGGGCUUCCAAUAGAAAAGAGUCUUCUACCAACGGACUUGAAUGAGAAGAUUGAAGACGCAGGACUUGAGAUUCAGUACAAGAAUUCCAGUGAGUUGCACAUAAGUCAUUCGUUGGAACAAGAAACAAUACCAGUACAAGACGAAAAACAGCCAAAACUCUCUGAUUUUGAACCUCAAGAACAAGAUCAUGAAGAAAAUGGACCAUCUACAGACUUGGAAAAACAUGCUGAAGAUGCCUCUGAAGCAUGUGAAAGCAUGCAGAACACCAAUUUAGAGAAUCCGUCUGCCGAAGGGGCAAUAACAACAGAAGUGAACUCAAAAGCAAAUGAAAUGGCUGUUGAGAAAGAGGAAAAGAUCCAUGAAUUGGAAUCCGAGGAAAAGUUAACGAUCGAUGAUGCUGGGACUAACUUAGAAGAGGAGAUGCAAAAGAAGGAAGAAGCCCAUGAUGAACAGGCAUAUCAAAUGGCAACAAGUGAUAGAAUUGAAGAAGUAACCUCAGAUGAAGUUUGCAGUAUAGAAUUUGUUGACAAAAAAGUAGAGCGUAGUGUUCAAGCAGCAGGUUUUCAGGAGGCAGAAACACCAUUAAAAAACGGAGUUGGAGAGAAUUACGAAAUGAGUGGCAUAGUAAACGAAGAGGUGAUUGAUGAACCUAAGAUCACAGACAUUGGAGAGGUCAUUGAUGAAGAGAAAAUUAAAGAUGAUGCAACACACCUUUCAUCAGAACUAGUCUUUGAUGAAAAGUUAGUUGAGAGCUCCCAAGACAAUGAAACAGAGGCAGAGAUGUCAAAAGGAGAUGGCAUUGAACAACAGAUGAUGAAGGACUACAAUGCUAAGGUCAUCUUACAAGAAUCUAUUCAAGAAGCCUCAGUUAAUGACUUCCAAAAUGAUUUGAAGAAUGCUGAAAGGUCCAGCAGAGAGAUGUCUGAAGUGUCCGAGGCGGAAGAAAAGGAUAAGACAAACAAUAAUGAUGAAAGCCCCGACUCAACUCUACAGGCUUCACUGCUAAAAGAACAGGAAAGUUUGCAAACUGAAAAUCUUACUGCAGAAGCAGAGGAAAAAGAUGAAGACGGAUCUUCUAUCAGAAAGGAUGAAGAUGAAGACAAUGAUGAUGGGCUAAAAGAGGUUAAGGAGUGUAGUGAGAAAGAGACAUUGAAAGGUGAAGAAGAUGUAGAACAAAUAUUGCAAAUGGAUGAGCCAGGAGAAAAUCUUGAAAGGUCAGCUAGCAUGAUAUCUGCAGAAACCGAGGAAGUUGCUUUGAAUAAAACGACUCAGAAAACUAAGAAAGAGAUGGAUGAGGGUGUUGAAGGCGUCAAAAAGGAGGCAGAAACUGGUAAAGAAGAUGGCGAGGAACAGGUCAUUGAUGAGAACGAUAUUAAAAGCAUCCCAGUAGAAUCUAUCAAGGAAGUUCCAGUUAGCAAACUGCCGAAUGAUGAAAAUACUGCCGAGGAGUUCAAAAGAGAGAUUUCUGAGGAAUCUGUGGCAGCUGGAACAAAUGAGAGUAUUACAGAUGCAACGUAUCAGAAUGAUGGAACAACCCCCAAUGCAGCUCUUGAAACUUCGACAACGAAAGAGACAUUGAAAGAUGAAGAAGAUGUAGAACAAAUAUCGCCAAUGAAUGAGCCAGGAGAAAAUCUUGAAAGUUCAGCUAGCAUGAUAUCUGCAGAAACCGAGGAAGUUGCUUUGAAUAAAACGACUCAGAAAACUGAGGAAGAGAUGGAUGAGGGUGUUGAAGGCGUCAAAAAGGAGGGAGAAACUAGAAAAGAAGAUGGCGAGGAACAAGUCAUCGAUGAGAACGAUGCUACAAGCAUCCCAGUAGAAUCUAUCAAGGAGGUUCCAGUUAGCAAACUGCCGAAUGAUGAAAAUAAUGCCGAGGAGUUCAAAAGAGAGAUUUCUGAGGAAUUUGUGGCAGCUGGAACAAAUGAGAGUACUAUAGAUGGGACGUAUCAGAAUGAUGGAACAACCCCCAAUGCAGCUCUUGAAACUUCAACAGCCAAAGAGACAUUGAAAGAUGAAGAAGAUGUAGAACAAAUAUCGCUAAUGAAUGAGCCAGGAGAAAAUCUUGAAAGUUCAGCUAGCAUAACAUCUGCAGAAACCGAGGAAGUUGCUUUGAAUAAAAUGACUCAGAAAACUGAGGAAGAGAUGGAUGAGGGUGUUGAAGGCGUCAAAAAGGAGGCAGAAACUGGAAAAGAAGAUGGCGAGGAACAGAUCAUUGAUGAGAACGAUGCUAAAAGCAUCCCAGUAGAAUCUAUCAAGGAGGUUCCAGUUAGCAAACUGCUGAAUGAUGAAAAUAAUGCCGAAGAGUUCAAAAGAGAGAUUUCUGAGGAAUCUAUGGCAGCUGGAACAAAUGAGAGUAUUACAGAUGCGACGUAUCAGAAUGAUGGAACAACCCCCAAUGCAGCUCUUGAAACUUCGACAACGAAAGAGACAUUGAAAGAUGAAGAAGAUGUAGAACAAAUAUCGCCAAUGAAUGAGCCAGGAGAAAAUCUUGAAAGUUCAGCUAGCAUGAUAUCUGCAGAAACCGAGGAAGUUGCUUUGAAUAAAACGACUCAGAAAACUGAGGAAGAGAUGGAUGAGGGUGUUGAAGGCGUCAAAAAGGAGGCAGAAACUAGAAAAGAAGAUGGCGAGGAACAGGUCAUUGAUGAGAACGAUGCUAAAAGCAUCCCAGUAGAAUCUAUCAAGGAGGUUCCAGUUAACAAACUGCUGAAUGAUGAAAAUAAUGCCGAGGAGUUCAAAAGAGAGAUUUCUGAGGAAUUUGUGGUAGCUGGAACAAAUGAGAGUAUUACAGAUGCAACGUAUCAGAAUGAUGGAACCCCCAGCGCAGCCCUUGAAACUUCAACAGUGAAACAAGUGGAAAUUGUGCAGGGUGAGGGUAAGGACACAAUUCCAGCAGAAGCUUCGCCAGAAGAGGAGGAAGAACAUGAUCGGGCUAGAGGGUUUAAAAGGGUUGGAGAUAAUUCCAGCGAAAUCAAGCUGGAGGAGGAUCUAGAGAAGAGUGACGAGGAAACAUCCAAAAAAAUUGAUGCUGUUGCACCUGAGACAAAUCAGCACAUUGAAUUCCCUAACUCGACUCUGGAAACUUCACCAGUAGAAGAACAGGCAAGCGUGCAAAGAGAUAACCUAACUCCAGAAGAAACUUCACCAGAAGAGAAAAAAUAUGAAAAUAUCGAGGUACAUGUCGUAGAAGAGAGCAAUAUCAAUAGCCUCUCACAAGAAUCCGCUGAAGAAAUUCCAAUUAAGGACUUCCAGAAUGCUGCAAAGAAUUCUGAGAAGUCCACCGAGGAGAUGUUAGAGUCUCAAAUAGCUGGAGGUGAUGAAACAAAUACGAAUGAUGAAGACUGCAACUCAAGUCUUCCCAUUUCCGUGGAUAAAAUAGAUGAAAGUUUCGAGGGUGAGGAUAAGAACAUCACUACAGCUGAGGCUUCAACACAUGAUGAAAAAGAAGAGCAUGGAUCUUGGGACAGAGCAGAUGAUGGAAAUGAUAGCAAUCGUGACCUAACUGUGACUAACCAGGACAGCGCAAGGGAAGCAUUGAAGGUCCAAGAAGACUUUGAAAAAGAAUUGCAGAGAAUUGAACCAGGAGAACCUGAAGAAUCAUCAACUGUUAUCGCUGCUGAAACUGAGGCGGGCACUUUGAAUGACAAGAUUGAUGAUAUUACAAGCCAGGAAGAAGUUGUCACAAUCCAAAACAUUGAAGGAACUGUGGAGAAAGAAAAGAAAGAAGAGCAUGGAUCUUUGGAAAAAGCAGGUGAAGGAAAUGAUAGCAAUCCUGACCUAACUGUGACUAACCAGAACAGCGCGAGGGAAACAUCUAAGGUCCAAGAAGAUUCUGAACAAGAAUUGCAGAGAAUUGAACCAGGAGAACCUGAAGAGUCAUCAACUGUAAUGGCUGCUGAAACUGAGGCGGGCACUUUGAGUGACAAGAUUGAUGAUGUUACGAGCCAGGAAGAAGUUGUCACAGUCCCAAACAUUGAAGAAACUGUAGAGAAAGAAAAGAAAGAAGAGCAUGGACCUUUGGACAGAGCAGAUGAAGGAAAUGAUAGCAAUCCUGACCUAUCCGUGACUAACCUGGACAGCGCAAGGGAAUCAUCGAAGGACCAAGAAGAUUCUGAACAAGAACUGCAGAGAAUUGAACCAGGAGAACCUGAAGAGUCAUCAACUGUUAUGGCUACUGAAAAUGAGGCGGGAACUUUGAGUGACAAGAUUGAUGAUGUUACGAGCCAGGAAGAAGUUGUGACAGUCCCAAACAUUGAAGAAACCGUAGAGAAAGAAAAGAAAGAAGAACAUGGAUCUUUGGACAGAGCAGAUGAAGGAAAUGAUAGCAAUCCUGACCUAACCGUGACUAAGCUGGACAGCGCAAGGGAAGCAUCGAAGGUCCAAGAAGAUUCUGAACAAGAACUGCAGAGAAUUGAACCAGGAGAACCUGAAGAGUCAUCAACUGUUAUGGCUGCUGAAACUGAGGCGGGCACUUUGAGUGACAAGAUUGAUGAUGUUACAAGCCAGGAAGAAGUUGUCACAGUCCAAACCAUUGAAGAAACUGUAGAGAAAGAAAAGAAAGAAGAGCAUGGACCUUUGGACAAAGCAGGUGAAGGUAAUGAUAGUAAUCCUGACGUAACCGUGACUAACCUGGACAGCGCAAGGGAAGCAUCGAAGGUCCAAGAAGAUUCUGAACAAGAAUUGCAGAGAAUUGAACCAGGAGAACCUGAAGAGUCAUCAACUGUUAUGGCUGCUGAAACUAAGGCGGGCACUUUGAGUGACAAGAUUGAUGAUGUUACGAGCCAGGAAGAAGUUGUCACCAUCCAAAACAUUGAAGAAACCGUAGAGAAAGAAAAGAAAGAAGAGCAUAGACCUUUGGACAGAGCAGAUGAUGGAAACGAUAGCAAUCCUGACCUAACCGUGACUCACCUGGACAGCGCAAGGGAAGCAUCGAAGGUCCAAGAAGAUUCUGAACAAGAACUGCAGAGAAUUGAACCAAGAGAACCUGAAGAGUCAUCAACUGUUAUGGCUACUGAAACUGAGGCGGGCACUUUGAGUGACAAGAUUGAUGAUAUUCCAAGCCAGGAAGAAGUUGUCACUAUCCAAAACAUUGAAGAAACCAUUGAGAAAGAAAAGAAAGAAGGAAGUGAAGAUAUAGAUGUGACCAAAGUUAAAAGAGCUGUUAUGGAAGAGGAUCUCAAAUUAGAUGCAGAAGCAUCUGAUGCAAACAAAAGCGUGGAGAAUGAUGCGGAGGAGGAAAAUAUUAUAUCAGGUGGAAAAGAAGUUGAAACAGUCGAAAAGACAUUUGGAUUGGACUCCAUACAGAAGCUGGAAACGAUGAAUGAAGACAUCAAAGAGGUAUGUGGAGAUACUAAGCUUGCCAGCUUGAGUGUGGACACUGAAAAACACGUCACAACUGAAGAACACACCAAUACAGAUAUCUCACCACAAACCACUGGAGAAACAACAGCUGAGGAAAAAGAAAAAACUGUAAAGGAGAUGGAAGAAUCAGUGAUAACCGUAGAUGAGGACGCUGAGAAAAAGGUUCCAGAGGAGGAAAGUGCUAUUAAUGACCAGUCUAGGAUUAUAUACAAAGGUGACGAAUCAGGAAUGUUGGUAGAACAAGAGGUACAUGAGAUUAUUCAAACAGCUGAGGAGUAUGGGGAUAUUGGAAAACAAGGCAGUUUUAUUAAGGACAGCUAUGAGGUACCUCUAAGCAGCACAGAUGAAGAGAAUCCUCUACACAAGGAAACAGAAGAUGAAAGUGAUAAAGUAAAGCCAAACGAAGAGGUUAAGGACUCAAAAUCUGAAUUCACUGAACCGUUUGAAGCCAGAGGUUCAGUGGACAGACAAGAAUUUGAGACCUUAAGGGGCAAACAAGGACCAAAUAGUGACAUCUACCUUGUAAAAGCAUCUGAAGGAGUUUCAGAAAAAGAAAGCAAUAAAAGCCCCGUUGAAAUCUCCUACUUAGAGUCUGAGAGUAAAGGAGAAAUCUUGGAAGAAGUUCAGCCUGAUGUUAAUGAUUCUAGCUCAGCACUUACAACAGGAAUUACAAGAGAAGCGAGCUUUAAGGAAGCUGAACCAGAAGAUAAAAGGCAAAUAGAGAGUUUCGAACCUGCUCCUCGAGAGAAGGGACCAGUGACAGAGAGCACGGAAAGAACUACACUGGAAAGUGUGGAUAUUGAUGCCAAACCAGAGGAUUCCAACUUUAUUGAGAAUGAGGACCAUGGUAUUCCAGCUGCCAGUGAAGUAGAAGAGCUAGAGAAUGAAAUGCAUGAGGAAACUCCAAUAACAGGAAGCGAAGAUUACAAAGAGGAGACCACUAAUGAGACAUCUCUAGGUAAUGUUUUAGAUGAUAAGCAGGUGGAAUGCUCUACAAUGCUACCUAAAGAACCUGAGCUCAUGACCAAUGAAGGAAACAAGGCAACAGAUGAGAAUUCAACAACAUAUGAAAACAUAGAAACUCCCCAGACUCCACGGGAAAUAGAAAUCAUGCUAGAGGAAGAUAUGCCCAUCAAUGCAAGAGAUGCCUCUAUAUCAGUGGAUCCUAGAAUAGAAAGUAUAAAGGAAGAAGUUGGGUCUUACCAAUUCGACAAUCUGAACGAGCAUCAUGAGCUAGACAAUGAAAAACAAGGAGGCAUAGAUAUCUCAAGAUCAUCAGAAGUAAGAGACCUAGCCAAUCAGGGAGAGAUUUGCAAGUUGAGGAGUUUGGAAGAUGAGUAUUCAUCAAUUGUAGGAGAUGAGGCCUUAAAGUGUAUUGAAGCAACUAGUGCAGAAAGAAAAGAGGCUAUCCUGGAAGAAGAUAACUCUACUAAGAAAUAUGAAGAUAGCUUACCAGAAAAUGUUGAAGCAAACAAAGCAGCAUUUGAGCUCGAAGAGGGAACCAACAACCAAGAGCAGGCUAUUGGCACCAAAGACAAUGGACUUCUAGCAGAAGAGAAUUUUGAAGUAUCUGAAUCUGGUAAGAAGCUUGAAGGUGUCUCUGAAUCUGAGACAGGAGAUCAAAGCAGCGAAAAGAUCCCUGAGACAGAUCCAGGUAAAGUUGAGAACAUUACUGAAAUUCAGAAUAAGAGUUUGAAAUCUGUAGAACAAAGUUCCCUAGAAUCCCAAGAAGUUCGAGAAGAGACAGGUGAGAAAACAGAGCCGAGAUUUGAGACUGAAGGUGAUGUAAAGGAAACACAAAACACAGAUGAGACUGUAAAGGAUGUCUUGUUAACUAAAGAGGUGCACGAAAAAGUUGACAAAGCUGGUAGUGAAACUCUCAAAUGCACGGAAAAGGAUGUAAAUGACACCCUGGAACUUUGUGCUAAAUCCACUGAAGAUGAAAGGGUUCAUGAGGUAAAAGAAUCCAGCCUUAUAGCUGAGGAAUGUCAUGAAGCAACAAAGUCUAAUGAACAGACAGCAAUUAUGAGCUCAGACUUUCAAGAGACACCAACCAUGGAGGAGAUGUCACUUGCAAAAGCAAUAAAUGAUGAAGAUAAUGUGAUGCCUGCUGUUCUCUCCACCACCAAACCAGCUGAAGAGUCAGAUGAAAUGAUAAAGAUUAUAAAGGAAGAAGAUAGUUGUUGUGACAAGAUCAAGGCAACAACUAUGGUAGAGAUAGCAAAGACUAGCUUGGAAGAAGCUCAGCUCGAUGAAAAACCGGUACAAGUAUCUAAUAUUACCUCAAAUGAUAGCGUUUCUCUGGAAAUUGAAGCUGAAGCAUGCCAACAAGAAAAAAUCAAAGAUAACGUGGGACUUGAGCUACCCUCAAACUUGGCAUCUCCAAUUCUAAUUGAUGAUCACGAAAACAUAAUGAGGGAGCAAGUAGCUAAAGAAAACGCAGACGCAGAUGAUGUUCAGGACAAUGAAAGAGCUUCUGAUGUAGUUUAUGAAUCCAAAGAUAAUGGUAUUGAAGAGCUGAUCACAAGCAAAAUUAAAGAGGAAAAUGAGAAAUCCUCAGAAAUAGUUGAAUCUCUAGGUGUUGAAGCAGCAGCAAAUGAAAUUGCUAUUGGCCAGAAUCCCCCAGAAGUUAUAUCAAAAGAAGAGCAAGGAAUUUCAGCAACAACUGAAAGAAGGGAAGAAAAUAUGAAGGAUGUGGAGUUGCUGGAAGAUGAUUUGAGAAAAACAGAAGAGGCGCCCUUGCAAAAGGAUGAUUGUAGGGAACGUGACAUCUCUCAAUUAGAGCUUCAAUCCAAUAAAGAUAUACAGAAUCAGAGUCCAAAGGAGGUACUAGAAGAAGAAUGUGGAACUCCUGAUGAAAUUAAAGAAGAAAUCAAGGAAGGUCCAAAAUUAGUAUCCAUGACUGAUUCUCAAGGUUUUGAAGAACUAAAAGAAGAUGAGAGCACUUCAGGUCAGACUGUCCCGGAAGAGAAAUUAGAAGAGCAAAAUCAGACGCCAGCAGCGGCAUUGCUUUCUAAGGAAAAGGAUUGUGGGACUGAAAUGAUUAUUGAGAAUAUUGAGGAGUGUGUGCAAGUGGAAAUACCAACCGAUCCACAAAAUGAUUCUCCAAAAAAGAUAACAGAAGAUACAUGCUUGCAUAAGGAAGAGACCAAUGAGCUUGAAGUCUCAGGAUUUGGGGUUGAACUCAACACAGGAAUGCAGAAGGAUAGUCUGAAUGAAGUCCAAGUAGAAGAAAGUAAGAGCCCGGAUGAUGCCUCUAAAUUACAGACUCCAGAAUAUGAAACAAGCAAAGAGGCUUUUGAAUCUAUGUCAGAAGCUCAUGGCCACAAAGGCUUCACUGCAUCAGAAGAAACUGAAAUCGAAGAAAAACAUCUAGAGGUAGCAAUAACUGAUUUGGCAGUAGAAGAGGAUCGGAGUGAGAAAAUAAUUGAUCCAGCUGAAAUCAUACAUGAUGAGGUAAUAGAAGAAGGAACAUUUGAAAGAACCACCAAUCUCAAGACUGAGUUAAGCAAAGAGGCAUUCAAAUCUAUUUCAGAAGUUCAUGGACAUGAAGCUCUCGCUGAAUCAGAAGAUACUGAAAUCAAAGAAAGGAAUCCAGAGGUAACAGUAACUGAUAUGGCUGCAGAGGAAAAUCGGAGUGAGAGAACGAUUGACGCUGCUGAAAUCAUACACGAUAAACUCAAAAGUGAAGAGCUAACCAAAAGGGAAAACCAACAGAUCAUGGAGGAAAAGGAAGGUUCCAAAAAUGUUGACCAAGUAAUCCUUGGUGAAGAAACAGCUAAAGUGUGUCAGGAAGAGUAUGAGCUGAAGGCUGAGGAAAGUCGAGGAGAUAAGGGAACACAAAAAGACAUUCAAAAUGAAGAGUUAUACAAGGAAGUUGAAAAGGCUGAUGGAAAUGAAAAGCAGAUGGAUACUGAAAGAAUCAUUGAGCACCUUCACCUAGCUGCUGCUGAAAAUGAGACUAUGAAGGAGUCCUUUCUGGAUGAAGCAGGAUCCGGGUUGCACCUUGAAAAUCAGAUCUGUGAGACAGCUUCUGGAAAUGAUGGCAGAACAGAAGCUGCAAAUGUAAAAGAAGAGGAAAAGGAUGUAGAGAUAUCACAAAAAGAAGUCCCCACGGAUCUUGUGGAAGCUAAUGAAGCCACCCGAGACAUUCAUGAGGAAGAGGAAACCUCUAAAACCACUACCGAGCACAUUGAAGAGCAUGUUAAAGAAGUGGAAAUAGAAGUUGAUGAACAUCCUUGUGCACCAAAGACAACAGUAAACACAUGCUCGCAAAAAGAAGAGACUAAAGAGCAGGAAGUAUGUGGUUCAGACAUGCAGAAGAACGGUUCAAAUGACGCAACUGAUGUCGUGCAUGAUGAACUCACAAAUGAAGAGCUGACCAAGCAGGACAAACAACAGUUCAAGGAGGAAAAGGAAGAUACCAAGAAUUGUAAUCCAAUAAACCUUGGUGAAGAAACAACUAAAGAAAGCCGCCAAAUAUAUGAUCUGAAGGCUGAAAAAAGUCAGGAAGAUAAGAUGGAAAAUGAAAUUCAGAAUGAAGAGGUAAGCAACGAGAGUGGCGAAUACCUUCACCCAACUGCUGUCGAGAAUGAGACCAUCAACGAGAGCUUUCCAGAUGAAGCAUUGGUAGAGAAUGCUAAGGAUAUGGGAACUAAGCUGCAGGUUGAAAAUCAUAGCGAUGAGAAAACUUCUGGAUAUGACAGGACAGAAGCCACAACCAUAACAAACGAGGAAUUUGGCACAGAGAUAUCAGAAAAAGAAAGCCUCCAAGCUCCUGCAGAAGCCAAUGAAACCACACAAGACAUUCAUCAGGGAGAGAGAGACUCUGAUUCAACUUCCGAAAAGCCAAUUCCAAUAGAAGCAGAACCCCAAGAAACCACAGAGAGGAAGAAAGAUGCUCCACAAGUGCUGCUGCAGGAGCCGAUUGUUGAAGCCACGCAGGGUGCUGGAGUAGGAGAAUCGGAACCUGGAAAAGCUACAGGAAUCGUUGAUGCACAAGGAUUUGAGCACAAAGCAGAGAGAAGUAUUGAUGAGGAGAAUAUAAGAGGGAAUGAUGAGAGUAUGUCAGCAAAGACUUCUUUAUUUGACAUGAUGCAGAGCUCCACAAGAGAAAGGCAAGUGGGGGGAGACCUGACAGAAGAAACAAGAGUUGAAGGAGAGAAGGCAAAAUCAGACGAAGAAAAGGAAGAGGAGGAGGAGGAGGAGGAGGAAGGAGAGGAACACAAAAAGACAGACUCGGGCUCCGAUGCUCCAGUCAUGGUAGAAGCAUCUAGGGAUAUAGUAGAUGUGAAGGUUGCAAGCAAAAAGCACUAUAAUAUACUAUCAGGUGUUGGAUCAAAAGUGAAGAACUCAAUUUCUAAGGUGAAGAAAGCCAUUACAGGCAAGUCUUCUCAUCCAAAACAACAUUCACCAAAAUGAAGCACAGGCAAGACAUAGCAUGGUUUACUUUCGGAAAUAUGUUCAAGGUUCAGGUGUGGGAGCUUUUGUAUAUACAGGAGUUUAUGUUUUCAGAUUCUGGAUUCUGGGAAUUUUAAUGUUGUGAGCUUUUGAGAUACAACUCGAAUGUUUGUAGUAAAAGUAUAUAAAAAUCUCUGGUUUGAUGUCA